Brenthis ino (lesser marbled fritillary) is the source of this 1344-nucleotide messenger RNA. Lineage: Eukaryota; Metazoa; Arthropoda; Insecta; Lepidoptera; Nymphalidae. The record is from the annotation of a GenBank genome assembly.
AUGGCAGUGCAAAAUGGAAACACAAAAAAUAAAUUGGACAUAGCAAUUAUCGGGGGAGGAUUGGUUGGAUCUCUAGAAGCGAUUUAUUUAGCCAAAAGAGGACAUCGCGUGUCUCUCUACGAGUAUCGUGAAGAUAUCAGGAAAACUCCGCUUGUUCGAGGACGUUCUAUAAAUUUGGCUCUGUCAGUACGCGGGCGUAAAGCUCUUAAAGGAGUUGGAGUCGAAGACCAUAUGGUCAAUGACCAUGGUAUUCCUAUGAGGGCGAGAAUGAUCCACAGACCCGAUGGAACAACCUACUCUAUACCAUAUGAUGCUAGGACGAAUCAGUGCAUUUAUUCAGUGGGAAGAAAUUAUUUAAACAGCAUUCUGUUAAAAGAAUCGGAGAACUAUGACAAUGUUGCAAGAUAUUUUAACCAUAAACUGAUCCAGUCAAAUUUACAAAAGGGCUCCCUCACCUUCCUUAAAACGGAUUCAAAAGAGACAGUACAAGUCAAUGCUGAUUUAAUCAUCGGAGCCGACGGUGCAUUCUCUGCUGUUCGCAAGGAAAUGAUGAAGCAACCACUGUUCGACUUUAGUCAGCAGUACAUCGAGCAUGGUUACUUAGAGCUAUGCAUACCAGCCGCUGAAGAUGGAGGAUUUCAGAUGCCGCCAAAUUUUUUACAUAUUUGGCCAAGAGGUAAUUUUAUGAUGAUUGCUCUUCCAAAUCAAGAUUGCUCGUGGACAGUUACAUUGUUUAUGCCAUUUAAUAAUUUCAAAAAUAUAAACACAGAAGAGAAACUUUUGGACUUUUUUCACAAAUAUUUUCCUGAUUCUAUACCUUUGAUCGGAGAAAAGAAACUUAUAGAAGAUUUCUUUGGAGGUUCUCCUUCUGCGUUAGUAGCAGUUAAGUGUCGUCCAUAUCAUGUACACGACAAAGCUCUUAUAAUCGGCGAUGCCGCACACGCCGUGGUUCCCUUCUAUGGGCAAGGUAUGAACGCUGGAUUUGAAGACUGUUCAAUUCUUGAUGAAUUGUUCCAAAAAUAUAAUGACGACGUUCCAAAUGCUCUCGAAGAAUUCUCCACUACUAGAUGGAGAGAUGCAUUCGCGAUUAGCGAUUUGGCGAUGUACAACUAUAUUGAGAUGCGAGAUUUAGUGACUCGUCCAUCGUAUCGUUUUCGAAAGGCUGUGGACGAUUUCAUAUUUUGGCUUUUACCAGAUUUAUGGGUUCCCCUCUAUAAUUCUGUUACAUUCACAACAAUGCCUUACAGUCAGUGCGUGAAGAAUCGUCAGUGGCAAAAUAAGGUUCUCGCAUUCGCUGCCAUCUUCUUAAUAUUCUCUGUUAUGGUUCUGUACAUGUAUUCUAAG